Ochlerotatus camptorhynchus is the source of this 1637-nucleotide messenger RNA. Its product is annotated as luciferin 4-monooxygenase-like. Gene Ontology annotation, biological process: long-chain fatty acid metabolic process; fatty-acyl-CoA biosynthetic process. The record is from RefSeq and is a predicted model, not a curated record. Gene Ontology annotation, molecular function: long-chain fatty acid-CoA ligase activity. Lineage: Eukaryota; Metazoa; Arthropoda; Insecta; Diptera; Culicidae. The transcript is spliced from 4 exons. The coding region runs from base 5 to 1621 and encodes 538 amino acids.
UGCAAUGACUUCGUACGAUUCGGAUCGUCGCGUGUGGAGUGGACCUCAGAUCGAUCCGCUGUUCGAUCCACGUCGUAGUGCCGGCGAUGUUGUGUUGGAACUACUGGAUCGCGGGCCGGAGAAACCUGUUCAGAUCGAUGGCGACAGCGGGAAGGUAUUGACCAGAGGCGAACUUCGUCUCCGGGCCGUCCGGAUUGCGCAACAUCUGAGAAAAGAUUAUGGCUGCGGGGGGAAGAACGUAGAGAUAGUGACGAUCGCGGCGCUAGGUAAUGAGAAUUUAAUUCCGCUGGUAGUGGCACUCCAGUGUUUGGCAGUGCCUUAUAAUGCACUCUUUCCAAAUUACACCGAGGACGAGAUGGCUCACAUGAUGCGACAGACACGGUCCAGGUUGAUGUUCUGCGAUGCUUGGAACUACGAAACGGUGAGGGAGGCUGCGCGGAAGGCGCUCGGUGAAGAUGUGAAGAUUUUUAUUAUGGAUGAUGCGGUGGACGGAGUGCGGUCGGUUAAGGAACUGUUGACCGAAACCGGAAUCGAAAAAGACUUCAAACCAACAACCGUAGAAGAUUCAAGUAAAUCAAUUUGGAGCAUAUUCUGCUCAUCCGGCACAACUGGACCUCCGAAAGGAAUCUGCCUGUCUCAUGCCAACAGAACGUCACCAUUUGUUCCAGAAAAUAUAACCAAUAUAAAGAUUUUGGCAACGGGUUCGAUCCACUGGAUUAGCGUUGCCUACACCUACGAUAUAGCGCUGUUCUACGACAGCGUGGUGGUUUUUACCCGAAAACCUUUCUCGGAGAAUCUCAUUUUCGAUUUGGUGGAAAAGUACAAAAUCAAUGCCAUCAACGGACCACCAAUCUACGCCAGUGCCUCGGCCAAUCAUCCACGCGCUAAAAGUGCAGAUCUUUCGUCCAUGGUGCUUUGGGGAAUCGGUGGAUAUUACGUGUCGGAUGGCGUCCGGGAUGCGGUGGAUGCCAUUCUACCAAAUGGAAAAUCCUACACGAUCUAUGCUUCGACAGAAUGCGGUCUAAUUGCAACGGAUAUGAUCAAAAGAAAACUCGGUGCAACCGGGACGGUGUCUCCAAACAUACAAAUACGGAUCGUUGACGACGAGGGAAACUCUCUCGGAAUAGGAGAACAUGGGGAACUGCUGGUGAAGCGGUUGAUUCCAUUUGCGGGCUACUUCCAGCAACCAGAGGCUACCGAAGCAGUGCUGGAUUCGGACGGUUGGUUCCGCUCCGGUGAUGUAGGAUACUUUGACGAAGAGGGAUAUUUGUACCUGGUUGAUCGGAAAAGUGAAAUUUUCAAGUACAUCGAUGCCGUGUCUCCGACACAGUUGGAAGAGCUUAUUUCACGAGUCGAUGGAGUCGAGCAGGUGUGCGUGGUGGGCGUACCGGUGGAGAACAGAAGUGCUGAGCUGCCGACUGCUGUGGUGGUUAAGGCGGCGGGAUCUGCCGUGUCCGGGGAGGAGAUAGCAGAAUAUGUGGCUAAGAAUGUACGCGAUCACAUGAAGCUGCGGGGAGGAGUGCACUUCGUAGACCAACUGCCAUUGACUAGCAAAGGGAACGUGAAGAGGAAGGAAGUGAAGAGUGUUGUUUUGAAGAUGUUGAAUAUUUGCAAUCAAUAAGACACAUUCUACCAGG